CUUAUGGACACUUGUAUUCCAACUCAGCCCAGUAGCCCAACAUCCAAGCUUGUAUUUCCCACCCAACUUAGUAGCUCAGCUUCCAAGCUUGUAUUACUACAGUACUACUAUCAGUUUGGGCCACCUUGAUGACAUUUGUCUAGGCUUAUCUUACUAUUCCAGAAACUCUUACUCUGUGGCUUUUGCUCUGCGGUUGCUAACAGAACGCGCGCCAAAGCACAAAAAGAAAUUUUGCUUUCGAGUGUCUCUAAAUGUUUGGUAUUUCAUAUGGAGAGCUCUUCCUCUUGAUUGGAGCCGUUGCUGCUCUAGUUGGACAAAGGAUCUCCCUAAAACUGCAAGAACAGCUGGAAGGUUAGCAGGUCGAUCAAUUGGGUAUGUUCAGUUAGCUUGUGGCCAAUUCGAUAAUGUUAUGCAACAAUCUCAAGCUCGUCAGGUUCCCAAGGAGCUUCAAGAUACAAUGGCACAACUAGAUGCAAUUUGGCAUGAAAUAAGAAGUUUAUCUCUUAUGAAUCCUGCUCCUUUGACUAGAAGACUGAUGGAAAGUCCUCCAGAGCCUGCUUCUGAUAGUAAUGAUUUGCAUAGCCAAGCAACUGUCUAUGCUAGAUUGGCUGAAUCUGAAGCUGUUAAAGCUGGUUCAGUGAGGUGCAGUAUAGAAGAAGAAAAUCUUAAUUAUGAAUUUGAAAGUGCAAAAGGAUCAGACAUUGUGUUGGAAGCAGUAGUUGAAGCAGAGAUGGCACAUAAUGCCAAAGAUUUCUUUUCUGCCUCAAAAUCAAAUUCAGUAAAUAAGAAGACAUUCAAGUUGUUGAUUCUGGAGCCAUGUGGAGGAAGUUGGAGACUGGAGAGGAAGAGCAGAGCAUUUGGAAACAUUCAAUGAUGACGGUAACAAUAUAUUUGCCUGGGAACUGAAGUUCAUAUCUUUGAACACGAGAGUUUAUAUAUGGUUAAAAAAGUGUUCUUUUAUUUCCCUUCGCCAUGGAUGUUGAUAAGGGAAAUGACUAAUAAGAGUCAUUUGGGCAUGGGGUUCCUGUCCAAUUUGGGCACUAUCUUUGAGCGUCGGUUGCUUGGCAUGGGGUUUAAGCAAAUACCAAUUCUUUACUUCUGUUAGAACUUGUGUGUUAAGGAUUUUUCCACGCCUUGGAUAAUUCAAUCUCAUCGUCUUGUAAUUGGACGUUCAGGAAAUUUUCUGUGUCAUUUGGGCUUAGCCCAAGUGAUAAAAGUAGGAUGCGUUCCGGUAAAGAAUUUAGGUUCGCCUCUUUAAUUUUCUGUCAUUUUGGUUUAACUAAAGUGAUAAGAUUAGAAUGAGAUUUGGGUAAAGGUUUUAAAUUCGUAUGAUACUUUUUCAUAUGUGAUGA
This is a messenger RNA of Durio zibethinus, 1352 nucleotides long. NCBI's taxonomy places the organism in Eukaryota, Viridiplantae, Streptophyta, Magnoliopsida, Malvales, Malvaceae. The record is from RefSeq and is a predicted model, not a curated record.